AGUGUAGUUACAAAGAACAGAAACCCUCCACACAGCUGACUAGCGGCCUGCCACCUGCUAGAGCUCUUUUCCAGUAUCGUGUGGUUAAAUGGAGUUUACUUCACAUAAUCGUUGAUUUGAUAAGAAGUUGUGUAGUCACAAGCUCUUUAAUCUGAAGGCUGUCGGGGACGGACAAAAUGGCACCAAUAAGAUUUGCAAUUUUAACCGUAAGCGACACUUGUGCGCGCGGUGAGAAAACCGACGAGAGUGGGCCUGCGUUAAAAGCACUCGUCAGCGGCGCAGAUUCGGCAGGGAGUGUCCUUCAAGGAGUCGUCUCUCACACUGCCGUUGUGCAAGAUGAUGAGGCAUCAAUAAUGGCGCAUCUAAUCACUUGGAGCGACGAGAAUAAAGCCGACGUUAUUCUUACCACCGGCGGCACUGGAUUUUCCAACAGAGAUGUCACACCCGAGGCGACCAAACGAGUCAUCCAGAAAGAAGCUCCUGGAUUGUCCUCGGCGAUGCUCAUUUCCAGCCUGAAAAUAACUCCACUGGCAGUGCUUUCUCGAGCUGUAUGUGGAAUACGUAAGCAAACGCUGAUUGUUAAUCUGCCUGGUUCGCGUAAGGCCGCGAUAGAGUGCUUGACUGCAGUCGCACCUGCUAUUCCGCACGCCGUAGAUCUGAUCCUGGAUAAUAAAGCAAAAGUUAGAGAUACACACGACGCUGUGCAACGUGAUGUUACGUCUUGUUCGCACGGUGCUUCGUGUGCACACACGAUGAAUUUCGAGAAUGUAGCGACGCGCCUCAGGGAAUCCCCAUUUCCCAUGAUUUCUGUUGGCGAGGCAGUGAGGCUGAUACGCACGAGUGUAGAGCAGAAAAGAGUUGAAUCUGUGAAUGUAAAAGACGCCCACGGUAGGAUCUUGUCCGAGGACAUAUAUUCCAAUUGCGACCUACCGCCAUUUCGAGCUUCCAUAAAGGAUGGAUACGCGGUGCUGGCAAGCGAUGGGAAAGGCAGAAGGAAGGUGUUGUGUGGCGUGAAAGCAGGGACUGCACCCACUCUGGUGUCUCUUGAACCUGGCACUUGUGUACGCGUGAACACUGGAGCGCCUAUUCCUGACGAAGCAACUGCGGUUGUGCAGGUCGAAGAUACAAAACUAGUGUUAAAGAGCUCUGACAGGACGGAGGAGAAAGAAAUUGAAAUAAUGACUGAGCCGAAAGAAGGACAAGAUAUUAGACCUAUUGGUUGCGAUAUAGAAAAAGGAAGUUUAGUGUUGAAUGCAUACACGUAUAUUGGUGCGGCGGAAGUAGGACUCCUGGUGGCUUGCGGCUGCAAACUCGUUUCAGUUAUCAAACCUCCCUGCAUAGGUCUGUUGUCCACUGGAGACGAAUUGCAAGAAGCUGGAGAGCCUCUGAGACCAGGCCAGGUCUAUGACAGCAACAGAAUAACUUUAGUCUCGCUAUUAAAAGAGAGUGGCUUCGAUUCUUUGGAUUUCGGAAUUGCGGUUGACAACGCAAAGGAUAUGAUAAACAAAAUCGAGGAAGCUCUAAAAAAAGUAGAUGUACUCGUGACCACAGGCUCCGUGUCGAUGGGCGAUAGAGAUUUGUUGAAGCCUAUUUUAGAGACGCAUUUCAAGGCUUCUAUACAUUUUGGACGCGUAAAUAUGAAGCCGGGAAAGCCAACGACGUUUGCAACGUGUACGUUUCUAGGCAGAAAGAAAUAUUUCUUGUGUCUGCCAGGAAACCCGGUGUCCGCUACCGUUACUGCGCAUCUAUUCCUCUUACCCCUUUUGAACGAGAUGCGCGGCGACUUUUCGAAACCGGUCGCAGUGCAAACUAAGUUAACGUCGUCGUACAAUUUGGAUCCGCGUCCCGAGUACGCAAGAGCGAUCUUGAAAUGGGACGACAAAGAGACGCUGCCGGUGGCUUACAGCACGGGGAAUCAAAUCAGUAGCAAGUUACUCAGCUGCAAAGGCGCCAAUGCACUUCUGAUGCUGCCUGGGCGAACGGCGGGGAAGCAAGUUUUGAACAAAGGUGACGUUGUGCCAGCGAUGCUCAUUGGCUUUAAACAACCUUUAUUAGAUUAGAUGCCAAUGAAGUUCUGAUCAGAGUUUCAUUUAAUGUACAAACUUAUUUUGUAUUGUAAUAUCAACGGAAAAUUAUUUUGGGGCUACUCUUGGACACAUCACCUCUUCCUCGGAACAAAAAGGGACGAAACGUGGUGUAAUAAACUAAUAAAAUAACUAGCCAGUUGGGUUGACUA
Vollenhovia emeryi is the source of this 2236-nucleotide messenger RNA. It is a transcript of the gene cin, whose product is annotated as gephyrin. The record is from RefSeq and is a predicted model, not a curated record. The transcript has 11 exons. Gene Ontology annotation, molecular function: molybdopterin molybdotransferase activity. Gene Ontology annotation, cellular component: cytosol; dendrite; postsynaptic membrane. NCBI's taxonomy places the organism in Eukaryota, Metazoa, Arthropoda, Insecta, Hymenoptera, Formicidae. Gene Ontology annotation, biological process: postsynaptic neurotransmitter receptor diffusion trapping; glycine receptor clustering; molybdenum incorporation into molybdenum-molybdopterin complex. The coding region runs from base 177 to 2060 and encodes 627 amino acids.